CACAACAGUCUGAGUCAAGCCGUUUGUAGUGAAAGAUCGUGCCGUUGAGUUCUCUUGAUCAUAUAUCAAUAUUUCCAUUGAGUAUGCGCGCUGCCGUAUCUAUCAGAUAAAAAAGUAUCUACAAAAUUAAAAACAACAACAAAAAGUCUGUGUGUUCUUUUUAUCAAAUCUAUACUAUUGUCGUCUCGUCUCUCUGUACCUCAGAAAAGAUAACAUUUUCUAUUGUUUCUUUUGAAGAUAUCUCGUUAACAAUUUAUUGUUUGACACCUUUCUACUUUUGUGUCAUUUAAUUUUUUGUAUUUAUUUAAAUUAAAUCAACAACAAUACAAUAACAACAAAUUAAACAGUGCAAAAAGAUAUACCUACCAACCUACCUUAUGACGACUCUUAAGAACGAGUCAUACGAUAUUUCUGAGAAUAUUUAAUUUUUUUCUUUAUACGAAUCAAGAAACAAGAAAAAAAGUUGAUUUUUUGGAAUUUCUUAAGCUUAAGUUUUCGCGUGUGGAUGUUGUGCUGUGACGUAGGUGCACACUUUUGUGCACUAUACUGAAACAUGUAAUUAGACAGGCGAUCGUGUUUCGGAACCGUUAUUAAGAUCGCAGAAACAAAUUAUUAAAGUCUACCUAUAUAAGAUACAAUUUGCCAUAAAGAUAUUUUUCUUGAAAAAAUUGUAUAAAUUGCAUUCUCAAACCUCGGUCGGACUCGGCUAGUUAAGUUUUUCUGUUUUUUUUUAAUCUUAUCUUAAAUGAGGGUAUUUAUAGGUAACUCGGUGUAUGAUUACCUGGAGUGUGUUGUGUAUAUAGAAAAUGAUUACAGUGUGUGAUUUACCUGGGCAGGCUAACCGUCUAUUAAGUAUCCAAUCCAUAUAAAGUAUAUCUAAGUGCCUAUAGCCUAUGUAGCCUAUAUCUAUAACUGGCUUAUUAAUCUGCUAAACAAAACCGUAGUUAAAGAAUAAGAAGAAGAAAAAAAAAAGUUAUAAUAAGCUAUAAGAAGAUUGAAAUAAUAAGAAAACAGCAAACAACAAAGAUACAUCGUGCAAUAAGUGUAUCUAAACAAUAAGUGAUUCACAGUGCAUUACACUCUCUAGAUAUAUUCGCGAACCGAAGACCGAUCCAAAACCGAACCGGGUUUUCACAUUCGUCGCUCGUCGAUCGCCGCUGCCGCUUAGUAUAGUACGGAUACAAGUACGAGAGUAUCUGAGUAGGUAUAAGGUUUUAAUCUUUUCUAUGCUGACUUCGCCGGUCUGACUACGACGAGGACUGCCUCAAACGCAGAUGGUUUUUACAUUAUUUUUAUGCGCUUCUUGGAAACUUUGGAAACAUCUUUCUAAAUAAGGAACACAUAGAGAUCCCAUAGUCUCUUCUUGGGCAGCACCAACAUCCAGCUUUAGCAAAUACUUAAAACCACAAUUUCUUCAUCCAGUUGUUGCUUCUUUCUCCUCAUCAUCAUCAUCAGCAUCAUCAUCAUCUUCAGCUUCUAACAUGGAUAUAGAAUCAGACGACUCUGAACGCUGGGAGGACUUCUUUGGAAGCUCAACAGAUCUCACACCCUCAUUGCUGGGUAUUUAUGACACACUAACUGGCAGCCUCGUUGAAACCACCCCAAAAAAACAGAGAAGCCUUCCAGAUCUCACCGAAGAUAAGAAUGAAGAAGACACAACCAAUAAUCAAAAUCUAAAUAUCGAAGAAAUUCUCGUCACUUCGAAAACAUCAAUUCUUGACGAAUCUGACGCUGAACAAGAAUCAGCUCUGAAAUUCGACAGAAAUGGUAAAUUUAGUCACAGUAAAAUUUGUUUUAUUUCACACAAUAUCCAAAGACUCUUGCAACACACCGAUUCAGUGAAGAAAAUCGAUGGUGAUGCCAUAAGACAGCAGAAAAUAAGUCAAGAGCCCAAGGUGGCUCAUAAGUUUGUCAAAAAGAAUCAAUCCAAACAUCAAUUGGUCAUUCCGCUGUCGAAAACCACUUCGAAAAUCACUCAAUCGAGUAAGGAACUUGUGGAGACUUUCAGCUCGAGUACCGAGUACUUGGAUAAUAUUGGAAGUGGUGGUCUUGGGCGUGGACGGAAUUAUCCACCAAACACUCCGAAGCAAUUCGACAGUGAAAAGACUCCAACAAAUGCAACAAAUGAAGCUUUUAACUUCGAAAUUGCAACACCAAAGAAGACGACUCCUGUCACACCGCCCUCGUUGCUCGACACCGAUGAGGAUAUUAUCGAAGUUGAUAAAGUAAUGGAAUUGGGAGCCCUCUACGAUCGAGACACCAAUCCUAAGAUGGCCGACGUUAUCGAGGCUUAUAACUAUUCGGUGGGUCUGAGUUUGAGUGAAGUUUCGACAACAAGCACUGACUUGAUGGAAAAUAGCAUUUCAUCAGUAGAGACUUUGGCAAAGAGUGUCGAAGCAUCUCCUACAGGAUCUCGUAAGCCUAGUCCACAAUCUUCCCCUUUACUCACCUAUUCUCGUUUGUCUGCUAAUAAGGCUUCGACUCCGAUCUCAUCACCCUUGAGCAAGACUACCAAUAAUGAACACUCCAAAACUUCAAUGGAAAGUCUGACAGAUCGUCUUAGUGAAAUGAAAUCCAAAUUCUCACCAAGAGAAUCACGUAAAAUGAAAUUAAUGCCACAAGAAAUUACCUUCUUAAAACAUCGUCCCUUAUCGUCUUCGUCAAUUUCCUCAACUUCUUCGAGUUCAAGUUCAGGUUCGGAACACAUCAAACCAGCAACAUCAUAUCUGGCAAGUGUGGAGAGUCUUGCCGAUCAUAGUGAGAACGAAAUUGAAAACCGUCAUGGAACUUAUACGGUCUUUGAGAGGGCUUGCAUGGAGCUUGUCGACACUGAGACAAAUUAUGUGGAGGACUUGGGACAAGUUAUAACCGGAUACCUGCAGGAUUGGAGAGAACGGCAUUUUAUUCCUCCGGAUCAGCUUUCGAUACUCUUUAGUAAUAUUGAAGAUAUCUACGACUUCAAUUGUACCCUGCUGAAACAGCUUAUUACUUCUGGACUUAACCCUGCCAAAAUUGCCAAGUGCUUUAUUGAUCUCAGGGACAGGUUCGAUGUAUACACGACUUAUUGCACCAGUUACCCAGAGGCAAUAUCACUUCUGACAAGUCUUAUUCAGGAUACCUAUACGAACGCUAUUUUAAAUUCAACACAAAAGAGGCUUCAUCAUUCAUUGCCAUUAGGUUCAUAUCUUCUAAAGCCAGUUCAAAGAAUCUUAAGAUAUCAUCUUUUGCUUGAUAACCUACGUAAACAUUGUGAUGUUAAAGAAGUUUCAGAAGCACAUGAGAUCAUGCAAGAUGUAGCUGCAAAUAUCAACCAAGUCAAAAGAAAAUUGGAACAGCAAAGCCGUGUUAAAGAGUUGUCGGGAAUUCUAGAUGGCUGGAUGGGACCAAAACUUACAGUUCUUGGUGAUCUUAGACAAGAGGGAAUUCUGAUGGAGCACAAUAAGCCUAGGAGUGUUUUUCUAUUCGGUACAAUGUUGAUUAUAACAAAGCCUAAGGAAGACGGAAGGUUGCAAUUCAAAAGAUUGAUUCAGCAAAAUAACUUGAUGCUAAAUGAACACCUACCGGGUGAACCCACAAGCUUCUACGUUAUCCCAUAUGAUGAUCCACGUAGUCAAAUCAAAUUGACAGCUCGGAAUCGUGAACAAAAACGUGUCUGGGCUCAAGACAUCAAGAGUGUGAUGUUAGAAAGAUUCAAUAAUAUACCAAAUCGAGCUAGAGAAUUGGUCUAUAAGUUGGGUGAUGAGGAAGAUCGAACCCCGGACACAAAUAAAUGGAAAUGGCCAUUGAACAACUCCAAGCCUAUUUACCUUGAACGUCGAAAUGAAUUUCGACGUAGUGAAAUUCGUAAUCGUUCGAAAAUCAAACGUAAGACUUCUGUCACCAAUUCGACAUCAUUUGAAGGUUUCAAUAAUAAACAAUCAGAAUUGGAACAUCGUGCAUUGUCGAAAAAUCUCAGUAUGGAUGAUAAUAUGAUGGCAACCCUACCAAGAACUGGGGGAUCAACUACCACAGAAGAGUGUUGUUCGAAUGCUCCUGAUUGUGAGUGUCCUACUCGCUCGACAAAAUCCUCCCACAUCAAUCCUGCUCUGAGUAAAUUCAACAAGGAGCGCAGCAAGUCCGUACCAAGAAUGAGUGUUCUAUCAUCGGAUUUGGACGAACAGCAAAUUGUCAUCAAAGAGAAUUUGGAUAGUCGGGUGUCGAAAUCAACCAAAUCAGUGGAAGUUAAAAUGUACAAUACAAAGACCAUACCUAAGAGAAUUGCCACUUUGAAGAAGAACAAGUCGAAGAAGGAGACAUCCACCUUUUACAUGGAUCUGAAUGAUGAGUUCGAAGAGACUGUUCUUCGAAUCACCGAGUCCACAGAGAAUUUAAAUGAAAUUGAAGCUGCUGAAGAGGCCAUUGUAGAAGAGUACGAUAGCAAGAAAGAUGAAGGGCAAGACCAAGAAAUUGAGAAGGAUGGAAACUCCUCGAAUGAGAACACACGAAAAGAAGAUGCCCAAAUAGUUCUCGACCUGGUGACAAAAAAGAUUGACUUUGACAGAAUCCAAAAGAAGCCUCAAAAGAAGAAGUCUUUGGAAAAUGGUUCAAGCCCCUUGAAUAGUCCAGAUCCUUUGGGUAAUUCGGAGGAGCUUCCUCCUCGACCACCAUCGAAGUCACCUCCACCUCUGGAAGUUGACGAGUCUACAGAUCCCUCAGAGCCAAUUUAUGAAUCACUUCUGAGAAACGUCCACGUGCCGUACAAAUUUUCACCGAUCCUCAAUCGGUCCAAGUCUCAACAGUAUUACAAGCCCCGGGAGAAGAAAUCCAUCCCAACCAACAGGCCCGAAUCGGACUAUGUCACUUUGGUCUAUUCGGCCUCAGGUAAUUUACAGAAAAUCGGUGAUGACCUAGUCGGCGGUUUCUCAGGUGGUGCACAGCUUCGAAGCAGCGAUUCGAAGAUCAAUUAUGAAACACUACCAAUCAGAGACGUUUGUCAAUCAGCUCCCACUUCACCGGAGAUUUCAAGUCCAAAUCAGCCCGAAGCCAUCUAUGCUCGUCCAGUAACAAAAAAUAAUCUGGUAAAAAGAUUGCUAUCCAGUUCCAAAUCCGAAAACGUAUCGGGCUCUGAAAGCUCGCUGAUCCCGCGAGUUCGAAAGAGCAUCGAAUCGGCGACGCAGAGUUUCGGAAAAAUCAACAAGCCCCCAGAGAGACGAGUCUCUGACGUUACUGAUAUGUGCCGCCAGAGCUACCUCCAUCGUCAAGGUAGCGAAGCAGUUGGCGAACGAAUUGCUAACGUCGAUUACGCCGAUCCAAAGACCCUCUUCACUAACGGCUCCGUGAAUAAUUCCGCUGCUUCGCUCAACAUCAAAGGGGACUCUGUUUUUUCACUCACCUCCUCAAGCGACAGUGUUUUCGAUUUCUGCAAGAAGAGGCGAGACAAACCAAUGAAUUUGGAGUAUCUAGACAAUGUUGCAGCAACAUGUUUCGAGAAAGACUUUCGUGAUUCAGCAAUUUACAGUGACGACAACGAAAAACGUCAUGACUACGGCGACUCCCAGCCUAACGGCCACUCAGAUAGUCCACCUCCACUGCCUCCACCACGCAAAUCUUGUGGUCUUUCUAACCCAGCUGUAAUCGUGGGUCCCGCGCAUAUGUCCAGCUCAGCCUCGAGAAGUUGGGUUAUGAAACAAAUUGAAAAUUUCAACCGUGAAAAUCAACAUCAAUGAAGAACCAACCCGUCUUUAUAAACCGAUUUUAUAUACAAAAAUUAUACAACUUACUUAUUGUAGACUUAGAACCUAAGCCAUAUUAGAUAUUUAGGGUAAACAAAUAUUUUAAUGUUAACUUGUUUUUAGAGAGCUUAUGUUUUUUUUUUUCUGUAUAAUUUAAUUUAUAAAAAUCUAAAAAAUCUAAAAUAUUAAAAUAUGCACAUUAUGAACAUUUUAAAGGUACUGUUUAAAAUUAAAGAAAAAGCUUUAAAGCUUUAUUAGUCCAAUCUACUAGAAUUUGUAAUUUUUUGUAAAUUUUUUUGGAUACACAAUUAAACAAAUAAAUAAAACAUUGGAUUGUUUAUAAACAAAUGAAAAUUAGUCCAUAAUAAUUUAGAAAUGUAAGUUACGCUUGUUGUUUGUCUUUUAGACUCUUCUUUUUAGGGCAGUUUUAUGAUCUUUCAGAAUUUAUAUUAUAAAAUAUUAUUAUAUUAUAAUAUAGUGUACCUUUUAUGUGUACAAUUCAUUGCAAUAAUGUUAUUAUAAAUAAAUGUUUUCAAUAAAAACUUAA
Eupeodes corollae is the source of this 6258-nucleotide messenger RNA. RefSeq lists its product as uncharacterized. Gene Ontology annotation, molecular function: guanyl-nucleotide exchange factor activity. Lineage: Eukaryota; Metazoa; Arthropoda; Insecta; Diptera; Syrphidae. The record is from RefSeq and is a predicted model, not a curated record. The transcript has 8 exons. Bases 1482 to 5705 code for a protein of 1407 amino acids.